GCGCUCUUUAACUUGAACGUGGCAGGGAAGAGGCACAAAAUCCAAGAAUUGAAAUUAAUCUAUUUUAUUUCAGGUUCAUAUGUGGAGAAAAAUUGUGGAAGAAGACAUUUUUUAAAACGAUUAUCAUGAUGAUGGACGACGAGGAAGCCUUGAAAGAGAGUGUAUCUAACCUUAGGUCUGCGAUACUCCUCCACAGAACAGACAUUAUUCGGAGCAUACUUUCGACAGCUGCAGAUUGUAAGAAAAUUAAUUGUUAUUUCCAGUAUAUGAUCAAGUUAUGCGAGUUUUGUCUUAUUACACCAUUUUCCUGCAUCUAACAAGGUGUAUAUUAAGUCUGCUGAUGCAAAACACAGAUGAUUUUAAGUAGAUAGAUUUGAUUCAAUGAUAUCCGAGCUGGUCAAUCAUAACACACCUGUUUACUGUAUCAGCCGGUUUUCAAUUUCAUAUGCUAUGCAACUGAAAAUCGCAAUAAAUUAAAGCUUCAUUCUAGUCUUAAAAUGAGUUAAAUGAGAGAAAUAAAAGGCUCAAAACUUAAGGUACAUUAAGCUGUACGUUUGUCACCAACCCACUCUUCGAUAUAUGUAGACUGAAUUUCUAAUUUCUUAUAUGAUUUGAUAGUUUUACCGAAGGUACGGUGAUAUUGGUAUUGCAAUGAGUGCAUGUUUGUACCAAAAUCAAAUCAGAUGAUCCCUCUUUACUAAACUCACCAACUCUAGUCCUGUGCAUGAGAGUUUCUGUUUGUUUGUCUCGGUCAUCUCAAAAUGUUUUAAAAAUUAUUGAUGAGUUAAACGACUAUGGAGCAGCUUCCUGGCUAGACAGGUCCUAGCAGCCAUAGAUCACAUUCUGACAACUCCUUUAAGUUUUUCUAGUGAUACAGGUAAUUUACAAGUUGACUUUCAGUCCGUUAAACUGUAUUCUUAAUUGUAAUUAGACUGAAUGGAGUGCAAUUAGAUCUGCAAUCAUAUCAUACAAGUUAUUUCUAAGUCAAAAGAUCACACAGAGUAAGUUUGAUUUGAAAUCACAAGUAUGAUCUCUGACCAAAAUUGCACAACACAAGGUUCUAUUACCACUUUAGUACAUCCAUUUUGAAAUUGUAAAUUUCAGCUGCUCAAAUACAGGAUUUUUUUUAGGGUUUAGAAAUAGCUUAUUGAUUCACCACUGAGCUGAUUGGUAAAAAGUUGCAAAAAAUGUUUUUCAUUUUCCUUUAAUGUUAUUGGUUUCUAUAAACAAUCCUUGAAAUAUGAUUGGUUGUUUUGUUAAAGUAAAGGUUUGUUAUAGGCUUGGAAAAUGUGCUAUUUACAGGAAAAAAUGGUGUAAUUUAUGAAUAAAUCAUACCAAUGAGGGCUAGUCAGAUUGCUAGGAUCACCAGUGAUUUCAAAAUGGAUGUAAUAAAUCUGUUUAUGUACUGUGUCCCCAAUUGGCUUUGUGGUGCUGCACAAGUACAUCUGAUCAACACCUGUUUAUUUGCAAUUUAUAUACUGUGAGUUGGUAAUUCAUACUUGCACAUAAAAUUCAUUUUUCUGUGCACUUAUCUAAUACUUGCUAAAUAGGUGUAGUUUUCACACCUAUGAAUUGACCACUCUUAUUCCUUUCCGGCUCACAUUACCAGACUAUAGAAAUUCAGAUCAUUACAUGUACCUCUAAGUGACAUAUUUCAGGAAUUUCAGGAAUGUGUAUAUUGCAAAUUUAAACAUAUUUGCAUUACUAGAGGCAGAUAUUCUUGGCAAAUGACCCUAAGUUUUUCAAAGCCAUUAUUUUACUCUUUGAAAAUUAUUGAACACAUCUGGAAAUUUGGAAAAAUUUCAGAAAUUUAAAGAUCACAUCAUUAUCACAUCAUAUGUUUAGGUUCCCUAAGAAAAUGCUUGCUUACUGAUUUGUCAUGAAGAUGAUAUCACAGCUUUGAAUUUUACAAAAAGUAGGCAGGCAUAUAAAAAACUAUGUUGAACAAUCGAGUAUUUCAGCGUACUUGUACACUGUAUGUCUAUUUGCAUGUAUCACUCACUGCAAUUAUUGAUCAGAGCCUAUAACACCCUUUCCAUAUCUUAAAAAUAACUUGAAAUAAUUUUUUUGGGAAAGCAUUCAGUUCUGAAUCAGUAGUUUGUAGUACUUCAUAUCUAUUCUUUGUAAUGUCUUAGUAGCAGUGGUGCUAUUUAAAAAUCACAAGAUAUUAUCAUCAAUUUUUAACAGACAGAGAAGAGGAUGGGCUCUUUGGUGAUGAUGAAGAAGAAGAGGCUCAAUUGGGAGUUCCUAAACAGUUUUAUUAUGAUGAAUAUGAUGAUCCUUAUGAUAUUUUGAAGAUGAUGAUGAACUAUGUCGACAAUGAUGCUGGUACAUGUCUUCAUCUUGCUACUAAGGUAAGUCUGCAAGAAAAUCCAAAAUUGAACAUUGCACUUUAAAUUUUUCUUGAGGUUUACAAAUUUUUCUUGGGUUUAAACUUUUUCAUUCCAGUCAAAUUGUCUGUCGUUGUCAUGUAUUCAAAAACAUAUCGUGAAAGACAGGUUUUAAAUUUCCAAAUCCUUUGACCCCUAAAGAGUGACAAGCAUUUAAUUUUGCAAUAUCACCCUGAAUCAAACAUUAAGUCAUGAGAAUAAAAGAAAUGAUCACCAACUAAAAAGAUCUCUCUAUUGUUAAACAAAUUCUCCAUGUGGGGGGGUAAAAUUUUUGCCAGUUGAUAUAAUUUCUUUGAAUACUUUUUAGCUCAGUUAUGCAGAUGCAGUAAGGGCUUUGUUAGCAGCUGGAUCUGAUCCAACCAUUCCAAACAAGGAAGGAGCAACAUCAUUUGAUUACUGUACAGACAAGUCAAUCUUGGGAGUAUAUAAUGAGGAACUACUCCAGGCUACUGCAAACUCAAAGUAAGUAUUAAUUAAAAGUACAAUUAUGAAGCAAGUAGCUGUAUUACCAACACCAUUACUUAUAAUUCACAGCAAGUUUGCCGGUGCUCAUUUGAUGAUCUCGUGAGUGAAGACAGGCACUGUGAGAGUUAAAUGUUUUUCCUUAACCCUUUAACUUCCAGAUCAAAUUAGUAAUUCUCCUUACUGUCAACCAUACAAUUCUUAUAAUGUUAGUUCAGAGAAUUUAGUGCUGGAUCAACUAAUGAUCCCCAAAGUGAUAUUUUUCUUUAUUCUCAUCACCUAUUUGGUUGAUAUUGUAUUGAUGUUGUAAAGAGAAAUUCUUUCUUGGUCACUCAUGGGAGUUUAAGGGUUAAGAACACAACACAGUGACACUGUCUGGUCUUGAACCUGGAGUUUUCAAUCCAUACUUUUAAUUAGUAGACUACAUGUAAUUAAGCAAUUCUGUAUUACAAGAUGAGGAGCAGCUCAAUACAAAUUUACGUGUAUUUGUAUUGAGCUUAGUUUUGAAUGAUUUUUUUUUUUAGAAAUGUUAUAUUCCAGGAGCUUGGCCGACUAUGUAUUUCACAUACUGUAGUAUCAUUAAACAGGGUCUUCUGUGAAAUGACAGGAGCUAAGACCUGACCAUGCAUCACAUUGCUGUGAAUUUGGGAUACUUGUUCCAGUGACCUCACCAAUCUAAGUGGCCCUUCAUUACAUUCAAUUUUGUACAUUCAAUAAUUUAUGGCUAUUUGAUAGAUUAAUCCUAUUACUCAUGACCAUGUUCAUUCAUUCGUGAUCCACAGUACUCCCAGGGUACGUAAAUUGCUAAAGGCAGGAGUCAGUGUGAAUGCCAGUGAUGGAGCAUCAAGUGAUAACAAAGCACUCCAUUGGGCUGCCAGCUAUGGAAAUGCUGACAUUGUGAAACUUCUAUGUGGUAAGUUGGCUUAAUACCAAGUGUUCUGUUAAUUCAUCAUGUGUAUUAUCUUUACUUGCAUAGACAUUAAUAGUGGUACUUAAAAACCAUCCUGUGGUCCACCCAAAGUCUUCUUCAGAUCAACUUACAGGUUUACACAUCCAGGUUUUUUCUUACUAGGGGAUGCACCACAUAGAAAUGAAGUUACUGACAUGGCAACAUAAACAAAUUUUAAUAGCAAAUAACAAAGAAUAGGGCUUAUGACUAGGAAGAACAUUAAUUAAUAUGAACUUGGAAUUCAUUGUACACAGAACAUGAAGCCAAUGUAAACAUCACUAACAAAGCUGGAGUAACUCCCCUUCACGACGCAGUCAACAGAGGAGAUUUAGAGAUUGUCAGAAUAUUACUGGAAUAUGGAGCAGCAACAGAUAUUAAGGCUAAAGAAGGGUGAGUAAUUUAAGGUAAUUAAUAAAAAAUUUACAUCAACAAAAAAUUUUCAUUAUUCAUAAUGAUACCAACCCUCCUGGACAAUUUGGGAUUUGCUUACAUGUAGAUGCUAAAUGUUUUAGAUGCAUUUUUUAUUCUCAAUUGAGUGAAGUGCAAUUUCGCUAAAUUUCCAAAAUAAAGUAAAUACGGGUUUCCUUUUUAAUGAUUAAAAUGAAAAAAUAAUUAAUUUUUUUUCCUAUUGGUAAAGUGGUUUUCUCUACAAGAAUGGUUGUGUUUUUGCAUAUUUUGUGUUCACUUUUAGAGUUGGAGUAUUUUUAUGAGGCUAACAAGUUAUAUUUCAACCUACCUAAAUUAAAAAAUUUCUGUUCUGCCAUGUCUUUCCAUACUCUCAACACUAUAAAAAAAAACUGCAUUUGUAAAACAUACCUUUUGUUCCAGACCAUGCAAAGGGAAAACAGCACUUAAUUUAGUUACUACCGUUGAAAUGCAAGAGUUACUAACAUCACCUGUCAUAAGGGAAGAAAAGCCUGUCGCCAAUGGAGCUGCCACUCAGCAGGCCUUGGAUUCAGGUACAUCAAUGAAUUAUAGAAUGUAAAUGUUCUUUAAAUCAAACAAAUUCUCCAAUUUUGUGACUGCUUUUAUAAUUUUAUAACUUUUUAAAUUUCAUGUGACAGAAUCGCUGCCGUCAGAGACCAGUACUCUACCACUGACACCAGCAAGUACUUCCUCUCUGCCAUCCACUCCUUUGUUCAAGUGUCAUCUACAGACACUCUCUGGAAUGACCCCACCAGCCAACAGUGAUACUCUUGAUCCCCUGUUCCGUCUUGUCUGGCCACACCCUCAAGUAACCACCCAAAUGAAGGGUCCAAGGUUUUUCCCCACAUCUGUCCUUCCAAUUGUGAUAUUUAGGGAGUUAAAAUCAGGUAAGGUAACUUCAAAAUCUUAACGCAGCUUUUCUUUUUGUAGUGGUCUGCUUGUUUGUUUGUUUGUUUGUUUGUUUGUGUAUGUGUACUAAGUGAGUUAUGAAUCGUACAGUUGAUAAAUAAUGUUGUAGUGAAACUGUUUACGUCUUAAUUGCUGUUUUUGUGACAACAUUGUUCAGACGUGUUUAUAAGGAUCAUAUUAGCAAAAGCAAUUCUUGAUUUAACUAAGUACAGGAAAAUGGCCAACGUAUUUAUUUAGUAAAACGAGGAAUUGAAUGUUUGAUGCAAGGUUUAUGGUAUCUCGCAUGCAUAUCCAAGACGUGUUUUACAGUGAAGUUGUCCUUGCCAGUAGCAAUGAAAAUCAAAAACUUGCUUGAUCGAGGUACUGACUUCAAUAAAACAUCCACAGAUAACUUUCAAGAAAUUGUUGAGAUUUGGAACACAGUGGAAGAAAGUUUUCAGCAAGUUGGAUAUUCCUUGGACCUAAAGGUUGUGGGAGAGGGUAAGAAAUGCGUAAUUGUUUCAGAAAGCUGCUUUGAUAAAUACAGUUUAUUUCGUAAGUAGGCCUUGAAGUUUUUCUUCUCCUCCUGAAUUGAUUUCUAACGCAUAUCCCAGCCUUCUCUGAGUCAACGAUUGGGCACCUUUUUUGCUUUUAUUCUUACUUGAAAACGUUUCUUGAAAAAAAAUUUCGGAGUACUAAUUAACACUCCCUGAGGGGAAGGGAUCAGGGAAGGUCUGUGAAAAGAUUGGAGUGAUGAGAUUUGCAUAUAAUCACGCAAUGCUCGCUGAAAAAAAACAAUCAUGAAAACUUGCGUUGAAUUUCAAGACCAUUGAACUAAAAAGUAGCAUAACUACCACUUGACAACAGCGGCCAUGGAUCACUAACUACUAGGAGGGUUUGUCGAUUGUUGUUUUCUGGGUGAAGUAGAAAAAAAUGGCUUGUUUUCUUAUAAUAUGGGAAAGGCUUUCAAACCCCAGUUUUGUUUUGUUGUUCUGUCAGUACUUCAUAUCUUUUUUUUAUAAACCUUUCACAGUAUCUCUUUAUCCAUGAGUAUUUUCUGUUCAAACCCACAGCCUCCACAAGGAGAGGGAGUGUUGCAAGUAGCAUAGAGUGUCAUGUGUGUCCUCAUUCAUUCAACAAGUCAGAGAGCUAUAGGAUUACUAUUUCAACUGUUAAGGUACAAUAUACAGCUUUGUGGUUUUACUUUUCGAGGUUCUGUAAUUAGUCAGAUAAACUCGCGUCAUUCCCCGCAUAUUAAUAUGCAAAGCUAGAACAGAUCUCUCCCUUUUCGCGGUUAUAAUUGUUGACUUUUACGUGUUCUUGUGAGUACCUUUCCUCUGAAGAACCGCAUUAAAUGUACCUUCAUUAACAACAGGUUCUUAUAACUGCGAGUGAUCUCCCAGGGUUGUGGUAUGCUGUAAACACUGUACUUCAGAUAUUUCGACUUUUCCAUGGAAAUGGGAUACCACAAGCGCAGGUAACGUAGUCAUGUUAACGUCAUUUACUAGUACGUUUAAUCAUAAGACUUUUUGGACUCUGUCGUAGGAAACCGGCAGGAUCGAGAGGUUCUGGGUCGAACGUUUGUCGCGUUAUUUAUUUCGCGUUCUUAGACAACACGCUUUUCUAUUGAAGUACCAGUCUCCACUCAGGAGUGUAAAUGGUUACCAGGAAAAACUUACGAAAUGCUAGGGGGGGUUACCUGCGAUGGACAAGCAUUCCAUCGUGGGAAGGGGGGGACCUUAAGGACAUGUAUUAAACUACUCUUUACCUUGCGUUUCGUUUAAGAUCAACGACUGGCCAGACUUGAAAUUCAGAGGAGUGUUAUGGGAUGUUUCAACAGGGCGCGUUCCAACAUUAGUAAGUACACGUACUUGUGCAUUUUUGAUACAAAAAAAAUAUGUUCUCUUAUUACGAAUAUUUAUCUGAGCGCGGUACAUAAUCUUUUAAAGAAAAGCCUCUCCACGAUUCCUCGUAAAUGAAUAUACUAGACGGGUUACUCAACUGAACUCAAGCAAUGGUAUCUCAAACAUGUCGUCUUGCACACUAGUAACGGUGCAAAUUUCUAAUCGAGGAGUUACAUGUUUUACCUCCGACGAGUUUCUGAUACUAACUAGACAAACAGUAGUGCUCUUUUAUUCACAUUAUGCUGCAAUAAUUGGAGAAAGCGUCACCAUUGUCAAGAAUGAGCAAUGGGGUGGAAUGGAGCUACAUUUCACGAAUCUAUAAUUUUUAUAAUUUUCCAAGUAAAAAGAUCUGACACGCUAUUAUUCUUUUUGCUUCUGUAAAUUUCUCUCUAAAUUAAUCAAGAAAUUGUACUGUUUUUGUCAAAAUGAAACGCUUCAGCCGUGAACUUUGUCAAUUCUCGUUACCUGGAAAUAUAUUGAUAUCGUACGGAGAAGUAAGACAUAAGUUACUACUGGAAGUCAAAAGUGAAUAACUUACAAGUCAUGUUAUUUCUUUUCCACCCAGGAAACAGUGUUUUCCCUUAUCGACAUUUUGUCGGCCAUGAAAAUCAACCAGCUACAAUUAUACAUGCAGAACACAUUUUCCUUUGCUGGACACGAGACAGUUUGGCGGAACAACACGGCUUAUGACGCAAGGUGUGAAGUCGUAACUGUUAUAUGUCAUUUUGUUGUGGGAGACGCAGCAGCCUUUUUGGUCUGCACAUGCCGUGGACUCUGGAUCGAAUGUCCGGGUUGAGACCUUGCCAGGUCGUUGUGUUGUGUUCUUUGGCAAGAUACUUUGAAUCUCACAGCGCCCCUCUCUAUUCAGGCGGGUAAAUGGGAACUCGUGAACUGUCACAAAAAACUAACAAAAAGCUAGGAGGGAGGGUGGGGAGAUGGGGGGUGGGUACACUGCGAUGGAACAGCAUUCCAUCCGGAGGAAUGAGUGAAACUUUGUAGUAUAAUCUGAAAAGCUUAAAGGGAAACUCUCUCUGCUUUACUUUUCGUUACAGUUUACGAAAACAAUUACAUGAAACUACAGUUUUCCAUUAAUCGUUUUCUCGUUUAGUUUCAUUGUUAAUUUUUUCUGUUUAUUUUCGUUAUUGUUGUCGUCUGUUUGUGUUCAAUUUUUAGCUUUCUUCAAUUAUUUUCUACAGUGAUAUCAUCAAAAUAGACAGUUACUGUAAAAGGAGAUACAUUGAGCUUGUGCCGCAUGUUGACAGUUUAUCUGGGUUCAGUCAGUGGUGAGUUAACAACUUUGUUACUGUUCACGGAAUCGAAACGCUGUACACACACUUCCGCAAAUUUGCAUAGGCUUGUCGCUUGUUGAAGUCUACCCUGUUUCCACGUUUCCUCCAGUUCGCCUUUGUCGUUACUUUCCGGUUUGUGUUUGUGGUAACCAUUAGCAAAUCACUUUGAGGAAGAGAAUUUUCUACACGCUAACUCCGUCAAAAAUUUGAAAUGUUGUAUCUUUUGGAUCCGGUGUGUCUGUUCUAUAAAUUGUCGGCUAACGUACCCUCGCACCAGUCUGGGACCCACUAGCUUUGCUCAUUCAGAAAAAAGAACAGCCUCACAAGUGUGCUAAGUUAUCAUAAAAAAGUGAUAUUUAUGUAUGAAUUCUCUUUCGCAGGCUGAAGUUCAAAAUGUAUAAACAUCUAGCAGAGGAAGAGGUUGAUUUCGAUCCUCGCCAACAAAGGUAUAGAAACUUCGUUCCUAUCCUCUCCAUCUUUGCUCCUUUUGGUUUAUCAUCGCCUCAUUUUUGUUUAUCUCUUUAACUGAACUAAUAUUUCGAAGUCUUUUCCAAACUUUAGCAAUUCUUGAGCUUUGCGAAAAGGCAAACAAAGAACUAAAAUUGUUAAGAUUAGCUUCUCUACCGCAGGAGAUCUUUUGUCGCUGAGCGUAGUUCCUUUAUUUUUCUAAUAAUGUAGACUGCCAUCCAGUCUCUGUCCAACAAACGAUGAGAGCAUAACUAUGGUUCUUGGUCUUCAUGCGCAAACUUUCGCAUGUUUUUCAUCCACAAGGUAAAGAUUACUAAUCACUUACUACAUCUGUUAGAUUUGUCUACCGAUAAACCAAUCACAAGUACUUUACUAUCUAUCGAUAAAAGUAGGAAAGACUUUUUUUGUUGGUUACAAAAUAGCUAAAUUGUCUAUAAAGUACACAAGAUAUUCAUAUCAGCAUCUAGAUCACGAUAUUUUAAUAGGUAGAUAUAGGUAUUUAUGUGUUUUGUCUUCUUUAAGUGAAAAAAACCCGGCCGGUGGUACUUCCGGAGAACACUACGAACAGCAAAAGCUUUUUCUUGAUGGCUAGGUUUUUUUUUCUAACUCAGCGCUUGUGUCAUUCAGGUUUGCUCACGUCGGCUUGGACUUGGCACCAGAAUUUGGAAAAGGAAAAUCGCACGUUAUAGCACAGGUAGUGUUGCGACACAAUGUUGUUCUAUUUCGUCAUUACGUUCUUGACAGUGACAUACCUUUUAAUUUAUCUGAUGGCUGUCUUUAUUUGUCAGUACUGGCUGAUCGAACUAUUCUGUUCCUUAAUAAACGUUCUAGCCGGAUCGGUUAUGUCCGUUGAUCGAGGCCUAUUACUUUUUUUCCUCCUAGGUGCACUGUUCACGAAUUUCUCUAGCCCUUGAGUGACUUAUAAUGCAAAUUACCAUCUCCUGGCCUUUAAAGGGCGCUGGAGAACAACACUUAUACACCCUUCCGCUUAAGGAAUUUUCUUUCGCUUUACAUAUACAACGGCAAGAAGUAAUUUUUUUCGCUUGACCAGGCCUGAUAAAUGGACCAAGCCUUAAGUUUCUGACUGUUCUUCUUAGGCAAAAGGAGUGGACGAAGUUUACAUGGGUCAUCUCCGAUCCAUGCACAGAUCUUGUUGUAGACACGGUCGGACCUUGCAGUUUUGGGCCAACGCCCUCCACGAUGACCCAGAGCAGCUAUGGAAUCUUCCUCCAGGGGUGAUAGCUAUGGAAUAUGGGCACACGGUAUUUAUAGCAUUUCAGUUUUUUCGUUCAUUUGUAUUCAAAGCAUUUUUUCGUUGGAAGACAGAUUAUACAAACGCGUCUGAGACGUGUAAAACUUAGUAUGCGAGGUAAAGGAACCUCUUUUGAUUACCAUGAUCGCGAAAAUCCCCUUUUCUGCACACGUACGGACCUCAAUUUCUUGAAGUGGGUACAAUAAUUAAAGGCUGUUUUCCUUCUUUGUUUUAGGUUGAUCACGACUUUUUUAAAUAUUGCAAAUCACUAGCCGAUGCUGGGUGAGUAUGUUUAAAUGUUCCACACUCGAUAUUCGUCUGGUAUCAAGUUCAAAGUCGGUGAUACCAUUUUGAUGAUAGGUAAUUUCAAGAUUUAGAUGACACAUUUUUUUUUCGUUUCAAUUUCAGUAUUAGCUUUUUUGUCUGCCCAGGAACCGGAUCAUGGAACAGGUGAGAAGUUUAUCGAUUUACUAUUUUUGUCCUAUCUAAAAAGAAGGCCCCAAAUUACACAGAAAGAUUCUCUCGCUUUUAAAUAAGUAAGUUUAAGAUUAAACCGCUCGUGCAUCCAUUUAGGAACAAUGCCUCUCUGAUAUUUUAAACAUUUUCUUCCCAGUGUUUGUGGAAACACGGACGAGAGUAUAGCAGUGAUGAACAAUGCUGUUCAAGCAGCUGUUUCCUGCAACGCUUUAGGUAUCGUCAUCUGUGAUUGGUCGUUACCUGGUCACGUAAAUCCACUGAGUGUCAGCAUCCCAGCAUUCCUUGCGGGUGCAGGGUUAGCGUGGAAGGCCUCCUUAGAUUUGGUAAGUUUCCUGUUCGGUUUCUCAGAAAGUUUUGUUCUCACAGAAUUAUUGAAGUUUUUCACGAAUUUUGCAACAAGUAUCUUAUUUCGUUAAAUUUUAUGAGAUUCACUAAGAACACAAUUUGUACCCUCUUAGGCUAUCAUGAAGUCCACUCUCCCUGAUGUCCUUAGUCACCACGUGUUCAUGGACUCAUCCGGGACAUUUGGCCGAGCACUAAUGGACCUAGGCACUACACAUUCCAAUUUAAUCAAAGAUGGUUCGCUGGAGUCACGUGUCCCAAGUGAUAACAGAAGGGUUCAUCCUGUUGCGCAAGGUCCGGGAAGUCAGCUGCUGUGGCGACUGCUGGAGACUGAAGGCUCGUGUAAUCUUGACAAAGUUACUUCGGACAGUCUACAGGUACUAAGAAGCUAAAUGUUUUUUUUUUUUUUUGAGAUAUGGGAGGUUGUUUUGACUAUCCUUUCCGCCCAGUCAAAUUUUAAGCAGGUGCUUUACUACUUUCCUUUCCCUCUUUCCAUUUUCAAGUACGCUUUGAAAAUUGUUUCCAGACUUAUUCUGUAACCGUCUGUUUUAACAGCCUGUGCGGCAGUUGGAGUACACUGAAAAGCAAGCUUUUGACUAAGAGAUUUUUCACCUACCACAUUCUCCUGUUCAAUUUAACAACUGAUUUUUUUCCCCAUUUUAUAGAGAGCUGUGCGUCAGAUACGAAACUGUCACAAGACGUUCAUAGCAGCGGAACUCAAAUGUAAACAGAAAACAGAGAUUAUGAAGGAACUUGAAGUUUUGGUUGAAAUAUUAUUAUUUACCACUAGGUGAUGUACCAAUUAUUUACUUGCUUACUAUUAAUUUAUUAAAGGAGGCUAACGGCUCAAUAGUCCUGAAGCGAGCGCCCGCUCUAGUCUACAGAACAUGAUAACUUGAGUUCGAAUCCGGGUGGGAACCUUCUGUUUUCUUUUUUUUUUACUUUGUCAAUGACUCGUAAAAUCAACGAAACUGGCCUCGUGUGGCCAUGUCAUUACUUCAGCCAUUAUCUUUACCUUUCCUGAUUGAACACUUUUUCUAGGAUUUGUCGGUCGCUGAUUUUAAACAGAAAGCAGAAUUCAAGCACUUCUCUAAAGGAUCUUCCAGCCAUCACCAAAACAGACCUAGCAAACAAGUAAGCUCAACAUGUACUGUAGUACUUCUGCUAAACUCUUCUUUUAAGCUUUGUAUGGACACAUUUAGCCUCAGUGCUAUAUUGUAUCGACCCUGGUUGCUUUUCGAUUUCGUUUUGCUGUCGCUAUCUCAGGAUCAAAAACUACCAAGGAGAAAAAUGGUUCGAGUCCUUAUUCAAAAUUCAUGUUGAAACAGCGUUGACAAGGGUCAAACAAUUUUGGAAGAAGAGGCGAAAAAAAGAAACGACUGUCAUGACGAGAAAAUGAGGGACAGAGAGGAACAGUUAACGCUUCUGCUUGGACGUGUGUUAAAUUCCACUUAGUUUUCCUCACUUAACCCUUCAACUCCCAAGAUCUGAUUGUUAAUUCUCUCCUCUUGCUGCUAUACAAUUCCUUGUAAAUUAGUUACGAGAAUUUGGUGUAAGAUCAAGAUAAAAACUUUGGGAGUCUCUUCUAGGAGUCAAAGUACGAUCUUUUUACUUUCAUUUAUUUCUUAAAUCGUUUUAACUGACAAAACUAACAAUUAUCUAAGCUGUCCGCUAUUAAAUUAUUUCCACUCAGAAGAACAGACCGAGGGUGACCCUUGCGUGCAUGUCUCGAACGUCACUGUUGUUCGAGAGGCUACCUGACAGUGCUCACUUACUUCAGUGAGAUUGACACAUUCCAUUGCUGGGUUUAAGGGCUUCCUACUAGAUCUUCUCAUUCCUCUUGUUGUCGUGGCGUAGUGUCGUAUCUUUAAGCAUAAUUGAGUUACAGCAAUGAGUAUGUCGCAAUGUGUACUUUUAAGAAUAUUUGUUAGUAUAUGUAUUUACAUGUAAGCAGUGUGGAUGACCAAACAUUCUUGUGAGUUGUCAUCUUAAAACCGGCGUGUUGAGCGAUUCACUAGAUAGUGAUAUUAUAAUUUGUCCGUUUUCAGAUUGUUGGCGCUCGUAGAUAUUUACCAAAAGGCUUACCUGUUACGGAACAAACAUGGCGGACUCCUCAGUGCCUUACAGCUUCUUCAAAACUUCCUGCCCCAUCUGCUUCCCAAGGACGAAAAUUGAACGCGUUUCUAAAUACUGAAUUUAACUUAAAAUAAUCUAAACAAAAGAACCAUUCAAAACUAUCUCUGGCUUCACAGAUGUACAUAUCAAGUUUAACCCUUGAUCAAAUUUUCUUUUCAGUAUAAAGCCAUUUUACCACGAAAUUUACAAUCUGAGGAAACCUUAGCAUUUUCGCCAUGAAAAGUACAAUAUGAGGAAACCUCAGCCUAAAUUGCCAAGAAGGACAAGGAUUCUUGAACAAAUUUUAAUGAUGGCUUAGUUUGAAAGGAAAGAAGUCAGAGAAAAAGGACUGAAUUGAAGUGCGAUUUCCAAACUGAGUUUGCAUUAUCCUUCAAAGGUGAAGAAAAUAAAAGUAUUACA
Molecule: messenger RNA, 13382 nt
Organism: Pocillopora meandrina
Lineage: Eukaryota; Metazoa; Cnidaria; Anthozoa; Scleractinia; Pocilloporidae
Source: the annotation of a GenBank genome assembly